AUGGCUAGUGCCUGUAAAGGUUUGCCACUUGCCAUUGUUGUGUUAGCAGGUAUGGUUGCCAAAAAAGAGAGGUCACCAAGAGAAUGGCAUAAAAUCAAGAAUCAUGUUUCUCGGUAUCUUGCUCAAGAGGAUGAAUAUCGAAUUGAUAUUCUGAAGCUUAGCUAUUCUGAAGGGUUCAUUCAGAAAAAAGAAGUUGGAGCAUCGAAUUCACCAGAAGUAGAAGAUAUUGCCGACAUGUAUUUAGAUAAGCUGGUGGAACGGAGUUUGGUGCAAGUUGCAAGUAGGAGAACUGAUGGGGGUGUGAAGACAUGUAGAGUCCAUGAUCUUCUCCGAGACCUCUGCAUUUCAGAGAGCAGAGAAAAUAAGUUUAUGGAAGUGUGUACGACAUUAGAUGCUAACAAGUGUAAUCCCCGUAGGAUGUCUCUCCAGUAUAGAAGAAAACUGAGGCUAACCAAAGAUAACCAAUCAUCUGCACGCUCUCUACUUCUGUUUGGGGAAAGCACUAUCUGGUGGAAUAAAUCAGAAGGGUGGAAACAGAUAGAGAAUGGUUUCAAGUUGGCUCGUGUAUUGCAUAUGAACCUAGUGGAGCUACAUUCACAACCUAGUGGAUUGAAGUCAUUGAUCCAUCUAAGCUCUACCAAGCAAAAUAUGGAAGCUGGAGUCAUUGAGGCGUAUUUAUUUUCGCAACUGUAUGCAAAGUGGGAUUGUACUGGAGUAUCAAUGUCGAGUGUAGAAAAUGGGGAAACAAGUAUGGAGAAUCUCCAGACUCUGGGUUUCAUUCAUCUUGAUUCACAACUAGCAAGUGUCCUUAACAAGGGCAUGUUUCCCAACUUGACAAAACUAAGUUUAUGGCAACAUCUAAAUAAGUCAGAUGAUGAAAUAUUAGAGAAGAUUUUGCAGUGCCUAAACAAACUCCGCACGCUAAAGGUACAUAACAUCAGUAGGCUUCCAUUAGAUCCGAAUGUGUAUCCCAGGAGUCUCUCCAAGAUUACCAUAAGACGGCACUGCGAAAUGGACUCAAGAUUGAUCAAGACUCUGGGACAGCUUGUCAACCUGCAAAUCUUGAAUCUAGAGUUAGCAAGCAUGCAUUACAAUGUUAAUUGCGCAGCUGGGGACUUCCAACAGCUUCAAGUGCUACGUGUGAAACUGUACAAGAGGCUCCCUGGCAGGUGGAAAAUAGAAGGAGGAGGAAUGCCACAUAUUCCAUAUUGCGACCCUGAAAACCUGCUCAACCGUGAUCAAGACGGAAGUUAUAUUCAUCAUCUAGAGUCAUUAAUUUUUCUAUGCUCCUGUUUGUUUCCAGAUUAUAGUUCAUUAUUUUUCAUUACUAAUAGUGUGUGA
Molecule: messenger RNA, 1341 nt
Organism: Arachis duranensis
Lineage: Eukaryota; Viridiplantae; Streptophyta; Magnoliopsida; Fabales; Fabaceae
Product: probable disease resistance RPP8-like protein 2
Exons: 3
Coding region: 1-1341 (446 amino acids)
Biological process (GO): defense response to other organism
Molecular function (GO): ADP binding
Source: RefSeq, a predicted model, not a curated record